AAAAAUACUCUCCAUGAAAAAGCAACAACAUUGAAAUAUCCGUCCAAACACACCUCGUUACCGUCGCCCUCACCCUAAAGACAACACUGCAACUUAUAUAGCAAUAACACUUCUAACUAAACUCUCCAAUCCUCAACCAUGGCAACCUCGGCGUUCGCCAACUCACUUCUUUCUUCUUCAACAUCUCUCGCUCAUGGAGUUUUACCCUCUACUAACAACAAUUUCUUGCUUCCAUCUCGGGUUUCAGUCUCUAAUCCCAGAUCUCAGAAUCCGCUGCUCUCAGCCCAUUUCAAGCUGAAGGACAAAGCCAAUUCUAGCUCUCUCGUUACCUUUUGCUCUCUUGGUGCUGCUGCUGCUAAUGAUCCGAAAGAAGAGCAGAUUCCCAUUGAACUCAAGUAUCCUGCGUAUCCCACUGUGAUGGACAUCAACCAGAUUCGUGAGAUUCUACCUCACAGGUUCCCAUUUCUGUUGGUGGAUAGAGUAAUUGAGUACAAUCCUGGAGUUUCAGCUGUUGCCAUCAAGAAUGUGACGAUAAAUGACAAUUUCUUCCCUGGUCAUUUUCCAGAGAGGCCCAUUAUGCCUGGUGUUCUUAUGGUUGAGGCAUUGGCACAAGUUGGUGGUUUAGUCAUGCUGCAACCAGAAGUUGGAGGUUCUCGUGAGAAUUUCUUCUUUGCUGGAAUUGACAAAGUGAGAUUCCGGAAACCAGUGAUUGCAGGUGACACCUUGGUUAUGAGAAUGACACUAAUCAAGCUGCAGAAACGCUUCGGAAUAGCAAAGAUGGAGGGGAAAGCUUAUGUUGGAGGUGAGGUAGUUUGCGAGGGCGAGUUUUUGAUGGCUACUGGUGGUGAAUAAUCUGUGCUUACUACACUAUUUUCUACCAUUCAGUAGAUUCUUCAUGGUUUCUUUUUUCCUUGAAAACACAACAAUCCUUUCUAUGAUUUCAAUCCCGAGUUGCUUUUCUUGGUGCUAA
Messenger RNA from Populus nigra (black poplar), 970 nucleotides. RefSeq lists its product as uncharacterized. The record is from RefSeq and is a predicted model, not a curated record. The coding region runs from base 139 to 852 and encodes 237 amino acids. The transcript has 4 exons. Gene Ontology annotation, biological process: fatty acid biosynthetic process. Gene Ontology annotation, molecular function: hydro-lyase activity. Lineage: Eukaryota; Viridiplantae; Streptophyta; Magnoliopsida; Malpighiales; Salicaceae.